AUGCACUUCUCUACCGCUGUUGCGCUCUUCGCGGGCGCCGCUUCUGCUCACUACAACUUCGAGUCCCUUAUCGUCAACGGCGAGAGCACCGACGCUUACAAGUAUGUCCGCAAGACCAAGAACGGCAACGGACCCACCACGGCCGUCAACUCGACCGACAUCAUCUGCAACAACGGCGGAAUCGACGACGACAUCAUGGCCGCCACCGAGACCUUCACCGUGGCCGCCGGCGACCAGGUCGGCUUCAAGAUGAACGAGUACAUCGGCCACCCCGGCCCUCUGGCGGUUUACCUCAGCAAGGCCCCCGAGACGGCCAAGACCUACAAGGGCGACGGCGAAUGGUUCAAGGUCUACCAGUCUUCAUUGUCCAACAAGACGGUCGACCCUAUGCAGUGGGCAUCUUUCAUCGGCGGCGGUGUUCGCAACUUCACCUUCACCCUGCCGAAGGACCUCCCCGCCGGCGAGUACCUCAUGCGCGGCGAGCACCUUGCCCUUCACAGCGCCGACCUCUACCAGGCCCAGUUCUACAUGGGUUGCGCCCAGAUCAAGGUUACCGGUUCUGGCGCUGGUACUCCUGGUCCCACCGUUAAGUUCCCCGGUGCCUACGACCCCAGAGACCCUGGCAUCCUCGUCAACAUGUACUGGCCGCCUCUGAGACAGUACACCCCUCCCGGCCCCAAGGCCUGGCCCAACGAAUGCGACGACAGCACCGUCAACGUGCUCAACGGCGCCGCUAGCGACGGUGACUGCACUCCCCUCGAGGACUCCGCCAAGGGCGACCCCGUCUCGGACGCCCCCGCCAGUGGCACCCCCGCGGCUUCCGCGGCCCCGACUUCCGUUGCCAGCGCCAGCGCCGUCCCUACCUCCGCCGCCCCCGUCACUCAGGUGGCUCAGCCAUCUGCUGUCUCUUCCGCCGCCCCUGUCGCCUCUGCCGACUGUGCUAAGCGCGCUCUCCGCAGGAAGUCUCGCUUGGGAAGACGUGCUUAG
This is a messenger RNA of Colletotrichum karsti, 987 nucleotides long. RefSeq names its product cellulose-growth-specific protein. Lineage: Eukaryota; Fungi; Ascomycota; Sordariomycetes; Glomerellales; Glomerellaceae. The coding region runs from base 1 to 987 and encodes 328 amino acids. The record is from RefSeq and is a predicted model, not a curated record. The transcript is spliced from 3 exons.